AGCGCGGCGAAUAGACAUUGAGGUAACUGGGUUGCUUCCUGAGUAUUGAAUACAGAGUGAAGAACAAGAGACAGAGGGCGAGAUUGAUUCCCACCGACGUUAAAAGCGCCGAAACGAUCAUUUCUUCGGAGCAAAUGGAUCGAAUUCAAAUAGGCACAGUUCAAUUUUCGAACUUUGAUCUAGUUGAUUGGGAAAGUGAUGAACUUUCAGCAGGAAGCAACCGACUUUUUCGAACUUUGAGCAAAGUUGAGGGUAGAGGGGAGGGGUAGGAUGGAGAUUUGAGCCUGAGAGUUACUGUGCAACGGAAUGUAUCUCCCUUUGUUUUUCGAAAUUGACGAUUGUACCCCUGUGUCCGCGUUGGCUCCCGCCAUGUACCCCUGGGACUUAUAUCUGUUCAACAGAAUGAACCGCUCCUUCGAUUGCGUUUCGACAGCGGCCGGCGCCGCCUCGUCGUUGCCGCCGUCCAAGAGACCAGCGUUCUUAAACAAAUCUGAACUCGAGCAGUCAGCCCUCCAACUCCGCCGAGAGGAAGCGGAACAGCAUAAAAGCCGACAACACCAUCAUGUCGUCCCGAAUCCCUUCAAUUCCGUCCCCGCCACCGAUUACCAUCGCGACCGGGAAUCGGAGAGGCGGAAUCGUGACCGAGACCGGGAAUGGAACCGUGAUCGUGAACGUGAAUAGGAGGCCAGGCAGCGGGAGCGAGAGAAAGUGCAGGAAAGGGAAUGCCAAGUGAGAUGAAUGGUAGUGUUUUAGGCAGGGGCAGGAAAGGGAAUUUAAACUUAUAAGUCAUAGGUAGCUCUCACUUUGAGGCUGUUUAAGAAGGAGAAAUUUUAGCACGACGGUCACACAUAUUAUAACACGAGUGAAUUGAUAGUACUACGACGAUCACACCAAAACAUUACUCAAAAGGAAAGCAGGCUGGGACGGGCAGGUGGGUUCAGUGCCCCUUGUUUGGAGGAAGGCGUCUGCAACUUUCAUUGUUGUGGAUAUGAAUCAAGCAUUACAUUAGGAACAAAAUUCGUUGUUCACAUCCUUUUUUCUUACUGUUAGCUGAGGGUGCGCAAUUACCUUACUGCACAAUUUCCUGGUGGAGCAAAACCAAGGAAACUGUGCAGCACUUAACAUGUUAUGGUUAGGUGGUCCUUCAGUUAAAAGUCUAGAGACGACUUGCGAGCAGCAUUUGCAACCUCUGAACUGAAGUCUUUGCAAAUACUUCAGAUGAGGCCUUGUCCGGUUGCUCCCACCACCCACCCACCACCAACGCCGGCUGGCUUCAUAUAUUAGUCCAACUUGUACACUAAAUUCCCGUAGCGUAGACUUCGGGUGGUCCACCCACCUUCAAUCCUACUCCACAUAUCUCUCGAGACUCUUACCCACGCCUGCCGGCGAAAUACUAUGAUCUAUCCUUUCUUAGCUACAUUCUUCUCAGCAAAAGCUUAGAAAUCACUUUUUCUUAUUUUCUUUGAGUAUUUCUCUCCAAGCAAUGGGUAACAUUGUCUCAAUAUCCCUGCCAAGCGAUCCCAUUUUUGAAUCUUCCUGCUGGGGUUCCCUUAUUCAACAGCCAAAAUACAUAAGUAGGCUAAAAAAAAACCUCGAAGCUCUGGGUCAUUCUUUUCGAGAACUGACCGCUUUGAAGGCUGAUGUGUUGAGAAAGGUUGAGGUUUCAGAGCUGCAGAGAUCCAUGAAGCGAUUGAACCAGGUACAACUGUGGAUUGAAAAGGUGGAAAAGAUUGAGAAUGAAGUCGCAGAAGUUGAGCAUGGUCGAGUUCAAGAAAUUCAGAAAUUGUGUUGCGGAGGUUACUGCUCAAAAAACUACUUGUCCAGCUUCAAGUAUGGAAAAAAAGUGUAUAAAAAGCUGGCAGAAGUCGAUGCUUUAAAGAACAAGGGCGUUUUUGCGGAGGUCGCAGAAGAAACCUUCCUGGCAACUUUAGUCCAUGAAAGACCUAUGGAACCAACUGUAGGCAUGGAAUUUGUGUUUUAUAAGGUUUGGAGCCAGCUGGAAGAUGAACAUGUGGGAAUAAUUGGUUUGUACGGGAUGGGAGGGGUGGGUAAGACUACCCUACUGACCCAAAUCAAUAACAAAUUGCUCCAUGUUGAUUUUGAUCUCGUGAUAUGGAUUGUGGUAUCCAAGGACCACAAUGUUGAAACUGUCCAAGAUAAGAUUGGUGACAAGAUUGGGCUUUCCAGCGACUCGUGGAAACAAAAACAGCAGUCAGACAAAGCUGAAGACAUCUGCAGGCUCUUGAGCGCGAAGAAGUUUGUGUUAUUGUUCGAUGAUAUGUGGGAGCCUAUUGAAAUAACCAAAUUAGGGGUUCCUAUUCCUAACCCACGCAACAAGUCUAAGAUAGUCUUCACAACUCGCUCGGAGGAUGUAUGUGGUCAGAUGGACGCUCAAAAGAAGAUUAGAGUGGAGUGUUUGGCAUGGGACAAGGCGUGGAACUUGUUUCAGGAGAAGGUUGGGAGGGAGACACUUGGUAUUCACCCAGAUAUUCAACGACUUGCUCAAACUGUGGCAAAAGAGUGUGGAGGUUUGCCACUCGCACUAAUUACUGUUGGUCGGGCCAUGGCUUGCAAGAAAACAACUCAAGAAUGGAACCAUGCGAUUCACAUUCUGAAAAAAUCUGCGCACGAGUUUUCAGGUAUGGAGGAUAAGGUGUUCCGUCUAUUAAAAUUUAGUUAUGAUAAUUUAGCCGAUGAGAAGGUCAGAUCUUGCUUCUUAUAUUGUGCUCUAUAUCCAGAAGAUUUCUUUAUAUUUAAAGAUGAUUUAGUGUAUCUUUGGAUGUGUGAGGCAAUGUUGGAUGAAUAUGGGAGUGUAGAGGAAGCAAAAAACAAGUGUUACGAUAUUAUAGGAACUCUUGUUGCUGCAUGUUUGUUGGAAGUUAACUUAGAUAUGGUAAAGAUGCAUGAUAUGAUUCGUGACAUGGCAUUGUGGUUAGCUCGUGACUGUGCAAAAGAAAACGACAGUUUCCUUGUCCAUACAAGUGCCCAUGCAGCGCCGGAAGUCAAAAAAUGGAAAACUGCAACAAGGGUGUCGUUGGUAGAUAAUCAUAUUGAAAGUAUAGUUGAAACACCAAAAUCUACCAAGUUGUUGACCUUAUUGAUUCAAGGAAGUUAUAUUAGCAGAAGUCCUCUCAAUAUGAUUGUUGAUGGCUUCUUCGAUUACAUGCAUAAGCUGCGAGUUUUGGAUUUGUCUAGAAAUGAGAAGCUAACCCAAUUGCCAUCUGGAGUUUCAAACCUGAUUGCCUUACAGCAUCUGAAUUUGUCUAGGACUGGUAUAAUAGAAUUGUCGAUCGAAUUGAAGGCCUUAGUAAGGCUGAAAUAUUUGAACUUGGAGCAUACAAAUCAACUUAAUUUUGUUCCACCUGAAGUAAUAUCAAAUUUUCACAUGCUAAAAGUUCUGAAAUUGUUCGGCUGUAGUUCUUCAGACAGAAUUCUUUUUGGUGGUGAAAGAGCCCUGAUAGAGGAAAUCGAGGGUUUGAAACACCUUGAGGUAUUUACUUUGACCAUACGAAGUAGCUAUUGUUUCCAAAAAUUGUUCAGCUACAACAUAAUAGUGACCAGCACUCAGUAUCUACACCUCUCGGAUGGCAAGAACUACUCAAGCGUUCUAGAUAUAUCAUCUCUCGCGGACAUGAAACAUCUGCGUGGCCUUCAUAUCAACGAAUAUCCUAAUCUGGAAGAAAUGGAGAUUUAUUGGGCAGGACAAGCGCCUAAUGAUCCUCGGAACGCAAUGAUGAGAAACCAAAGUCGCUUCUGUGGCCUUGAGUACGUAGAUGUAUGCCGGUGCCCAAAUCUCAAGGACCUGACAUGGCUCGUUUUCGUGCCCAAUCUCAGAAUCUUAGAAGUGCGUGACUGCUCUGAAAUGGAGAAAAUAAUCGAUUUGGAAAGAUUUGGUAGAAUGGCAGGUGCGGUGAAAGAACAAAAUGCUUUCGCAAAACUUACAGAUCUGCAUUUGGAUUCACUACCACGGCUAAGGAGCAUAUAUGACAAUGCCUUACCAUUUCUGCAUCUCAACCAAAUCUUGGUAUAUGAAUGUCCGGCGUUGAAGAAGCUGCCACUCAACUCUACCAGUGCCGAACGACGUAAUCUCAUUAUAUAUCAGGGGACAGAAAGAGUGGUGGAAUGGCUUAGAAUGGGAGGAUGA
This is a messenger RNA of Pyrus x bretschneideri (Chinese white pear), 4144 nucleotides long. RefSeq names its product probable disease resistance protein At5g63020. Gene Ontology annotation, molecular function: ADP binding; protein binding. The record is from RefSeq and is a predicted model, not a curated record. Lineage: Eukaryota; Viridiplantae; Streptophyta; Magnoliopsida; Rosales; Rosaceae.